Messenger RNA from Colletotrichum godetiae, 2007 nucleotides. RefSeq names its product major facilitator superfamily domain-containing protein. The record is from RefSeq and is a predicted model, not a curated record. Lineage: Eukaryota; Fungi; Ascomycota; Sordariomycetes; Glomerellales; Glomerellaceae. The transcript is spliced from 7 exons. Gene Ontology annotation, biological process: transmembrane transport. Gene Ontology annotation, molecular function: transmembrane transporter activity. Gene Ontology annotation, cellular component: plasma membrane. Bases 316 to 1905 code for a protein of 529 amino acids.
AGCUCAUAGAGUUCAACCUAGUGGUUCGGCUUUUGGUAUCUGAGCAUGGGCAGCUGCCGCGACGACAUGCCGAAUGUUUGAGGUUGGUCGACCCAGGAUCAUGGUAACACUAGACGCGUAGUUAUACCGCCGACAGGUUGAUGUCGCAGAUCGCGUCGGUAAUUCGACUGUAUCGGUCGAUGUGGCCACGCUGAUGUCUACAUUUAUUGCCCACCUCCUCGCUCCGAUGUUACAGCAACUGAUCUCCUUCACCACUGUGACUUUUGAUUGCAUCACUAUCCGAGACGCAAAAUUGCUAGCCAGAAAUACGAAACCAUGUCGAAAGAUCCGGAGAAGACAACCCGCGAGGAGAUUGAACAUGAGCUCCAUAUCGAGGUGGUGCCUGGCACCGAGGUCAUGGCGGAUGUUUUGAAGCAUCAUCUCAUCAAGAGCGAACAUUCUACAGUGGUUCUCGUCCCUCAACCAUCCCAGGAUCCGCACGAUCCUCUGAAUUGGAAAGCGUCUUGGAAGUGGUCUACAUUGGGCGCGGUCUCUUUGAUGACCUUCUCGCAAGGCUUUGCCCCAUUGUCACUUGCGUCUAUGUUUCCAUACCUCAUCCGAGACUACAACAGCAAUCUUGAGGACGUCAUUCAGUUCACGGGAGUCACAAUUUUGUUACUUGGCUUCAGCAACUUUAUCUGGGCUCCAAUUUCUUCCUCAUUCGGUCGACGCCCCGUCUUUAUUGUUUCUCAGCUAGUCUGCCUUGCAUCCCAUGUCCUUCGAGCGAAAGCUACAACAUAUAGCUCGUUCAUGGGUGCUUGCGUACUCAACGGUAUCGGCGCUGGCCCUUCGGAGACUCUGCAACCGCAAGUCAUUGCUGAUAUUUACUUUCUGCAUGAUCGUGGCCGCUGGAAUACGCUAUACUGGGUUGUGUAUAUGGGAUCUUUGAUGAUUGCACCAGUUGUUGCGGGCCCGAUGGCGGAUCAUGUUGGAUGGCAGAACUUUUGGUGGCUCAACGUUGCGCUUACGGCCGCCUCCAUUGUCUAUGCCUUCUUUGGCUUCCCAGAGACAAGAUGGCUUCGUUCUCAGCCAGCCCAAGACGCUGUCACGAUUGAGGUUGCCGAGGAGACAUUGAACCAAACUCGAACAACAGACAUGGACCCGUACCUUGGCAAGGGAACACCCUCGAAACAGCAGUGGUACCUGUUCCAGCGCAACUCUUCGCCCCUCAAGACCAUUUGGUUCGACCUCUGGACUCCCUGGAAGCUCUUUGGAUUCCCCAUUGUGGUAUUUGCGUCGUUUGUUGUGAGCUGGAGCUGCAGCAACUUCCUCAUUCUUAACCUCACGCAGUCUCAAGUCUUCGCUGCACCCCCUUAUAACAUGAGUUCGCAGUCCAUUGGCUUUACCAACCUAGCUGUUCUUGUCGGUGCGCUGAUCGGACUAGUCACCGCUGGCCCCUUCAGUGAUUGGGUAUCCGCACGUGCGACGGCUCGAAACAACGGCAUCCGCGAGCCUGAGAUGCGUCUCCCCGCCAUGAUUCCCUUCGUCAUAAUCAUGGUGUUUGGCAACAUUAUCACGGCGGUUGGGUAUCAGAAUCACUGGUCCUGGCCUAUCAUUGUAGUCCUCGGCUACGCAAGCGCGGGCAUUCAGGUAGCUGCUUUACCCAGUAUUGCUAGCACCUACGCCAUCGACUGCUACAAGCCAGUGACUGGUCCUCUUAUGGUUGCCAUCACGGUUAACAAGAACGUUUGGGGAUACGGCAUGGGCAAAUUCAUCACCCCUUGGACGAUCGAGGCAGGUUUUAUACCGGCCUUCAUGACCAACAUGGCGUUGACCGUGUUUUUCUGUGCUUGUGGAGCAAUAUUUUACUACUACGGAAAGACGUUCCGUAGGUGGACUAGGAACAGCACCGUUCACAACUUGUAGAAGAUGAAGGAUCUCUGCUAGAAAUCGUGACCUGAGCUAGGCUCUAGAGACUAUAGUUGUCAAUAAGAAGCUGCAUGGCGAAGAUUUGCAGAUUACCAAGUU